UACGCCACCAACCUGGAGGAGGUGGUCAGCGAGCGCACCGCCCAGCUCCUGGAGGAGAAGAGGAGGGCCGAGGGCCUCCUCACCCAGAUGUUGCCACGGUAACGCACCCCACACACACACUCGUCUCCUUUCGGUUUCGAUGCAGAUGAGUUAAGAAGGUUUGUCGAUUGUAAAGGAGCAACCUUUUUUUUAUCUUCUGUCUGUCUUUGUGUCUGUUUUUCUCUAUUUUUUGCUCCUUUAUGUGUUCAUAUCUGCCUCUCAUUUGACUAGCAGCCUGUCUUGUGGACACUUGGGUGGGGGCGGACAACAAUUGACCUUGUGUAUAUGAAACACCAGAGCAUCAUUGUCCACUUUUAGAAGCAGUGCAAAGUUCAUGCAAUCCCAUGUUUGCGUUUGUGUCUGUCUGUCUGUGUGUGUCUGUUGUUUUGAUCUGGUUUCUGUAUUUAUAGAUCGGUGGCUGUCCAGCUGAUUGCUGGUAAGACGGUGCAGGCGGAAACCUACGACUGUGUCACCAUCUAUUUCAGCGACAUCGAAGGAUUCACCGCCAUGUCGGCCAAUCUCACGCCAAUGCAGGUAGUCAGAUAACCUUGGACCUUCUGUCUCCGCACACUGAAGGGGGAACCAGAUUUCGAGGGUGUAUGUGUCUAAAAUGGGGUUAUAGGGCUCUGGUCAAUGUAGUGCACUAUAUAGAGCGGUGGUAUUCAAACUAUUCAAACAGCGGAGACCUGGGGACCCAAAUCUAAUGACACAACCUUAAAAUCUGUAAAUUUCGAUUUUGACAUCAACAAAUAACCUUCAAUGCAAUGCAUUCUCAUCUCUUAUCAAAAUGAAAAGAAACAAUACAGGUCUAUCUGUUCCUCAGUUUAUCUCUAUCCCAUGUCCUUGACUACACGCCCAGACCAGCUGCAGGGAGCUAGAGGGGACCCUCCAUGAAAAGCACAGCAUUGGUAGUUAAAACAUGUCGUACUAUUAUUAAGCAUUAUUGGGUUAACUAUUAAUAUUAAACAAUCAGGUAAAUACUGUGAUUCCCCAUCAUUCCCCUUUUGAGACUAUAGUCUAACAAGUCUGGAAUUUUAAAACAACCAGUGAAAAAAAAAUGAUAGAACACCUUCAAUGUAACAUAUGACAUGUUAUAACCUAUGAGGAACCUCACUUGGUUACUGGUCCAACCAUUUACCCUCUACACAUACCAUAUACAGUUUAAACAUUGCUGCUGAUAUUAGGUAUAACAAAGAUAGUCAAGUGGAUCCUUUCUCAGUAAGGAGUUUGCUCCCAGAGUACGGCUGCCCAGGAGAGAACACCUGGCAAUCACAGAGUCUGGGUUUUCAGCCAAUAUUCCACUCCUACCGAGCCGACCCUGUGAGCAAACCUUUGUCUACAACAGGCGCAAUUCUAAGUAUGCAACAGGUCAAACAUCACAGUCUUCAGCAGUAAAGGGUAGCUCAGCUAAUCCUUCGCAACCUACAUUCUGGCCCUAGGUCAUGGCACAUUUGGCCUUGAAUUUGUUACCAGUUUUAAACACAUAUUGCAGCAAAACUUCAACAUGAGGAUGAGCAGCAAAAUCAAUACAAUGACUAAAACAUUUGCAUAUUCAGAUUUACCCCUAUGGGAACUCCCACAAGCGGUAAACCUGCUCCUACCUUAACCGGCCCCAACCCACACACCAAAAACUAUUUUUGUCCAGAUGUAAGAUUAGCAACCAUUUCUGCUCUAGAGAAGAACAAAUUGUCCUCAUUGUUGUGAGGGCCCAGCCGGGCUCUCUUCCGACGAUGACCAUCUGCUUCUGGGCCUCUACUCCGGGCCGGCGUUGGGUCCCUUUGGCUCGGGACCUUCUUCCGUCACUAGGGUCUCGGCAUCCUCAGCUUCCUCAUCUCUCGGUCGUCGGUUUCCAUGCGGUACUCUGGUGCAGUGGUUUAGAUGAUACCAGGUCGAGCUCCCCUCGACCCUUACGACAGUUAGUGUAGCCUGGGUGACGGUGUAGGGUCCCUCACGUCUCUGUUCGUUCCACUUCCUUCUGAAGACCCUGACGUAGACCUUCUCCCCCGGGAACACUGGUCGUGGUGGAUUCGCCUCUGGUUCUGGAACUCUGCUUCUCUCUUGUUGGUAUAUAACUUAAUGUAUAACAGUUAGUUGCCUGAUAUACUCUUCUAAUUCCCUUUCCAACUGUUCUAGAGGUGGACCCUCAUAUGGUCCUCUAAGAACUGGCACUGGCAUGGGUCGACCCGUAAGCAUUUCAUGCGGUGUUAGAUGCGUUAUUCUGUUAGCUUGCAUAUAUGGAGACCAGAAACCCUGUUUUCUAAGUUGUGUUACUACCUCCCCUCUUCCACAAUGAUCAAACCCAUUAAUUACUGCUGCUUAUAUUCUUCAUAUAAUUUGCAUAUUUACCAAAAGCCCCAGGGGACCGGUAAUUCCCCCUUUGGACACAUGACUCACAUCGUGAUUCAUGCGCCCAAAAAACAAAACAACACUGCCUGUUAAAUCAAAAUAACAAAUCAAAUUGAAUGAUUUGUUAUUUUGAAUGACAACCCUUGAUAACAUCUUAACUUAAUUGUAUCCCAUAACGUAAUCUGUUAUAUCAAAAGAACAAAUAAAAUUAGAAUGAUAACCCUUGAUAACAUCUUAACUUAAUUGUAUCCCAUAAGGUAAUUCAAGGAAUAGUAAAAUUGACUAGCGACAGGUGUCCCUCAUUCAGGGCUAGUUCUCUUUCUCUGUCCUUGUCAUGGUCCGAAUCACACAUAGGACUAUUGCUAAAUUAUAAACUUCUUCCUAAUCAUUAAUGUUUACAUAUUAUAUUUAAAUCUCACCCAAUAUCUCUAGGCUCUCUAGUGAGGGUGAUCAGGCCUCACCAGAAAGUCAGAACAGAGGUCAGAGGGCAUUCAACCCAAUUAAGUGAGUGUCUCUUUCCCUUUUUCCCCCCCUGUACCUCAGACAUUAUUUAAAGACAGUUCAAACAUCAUGUGUACCAGGUUUAUACUGGGUUUUUCAGUACAUUUGUUUUCAGGAUAAUUUACAUGUGUGCAACCAAAACUCUGGCAAUAGAAACAUCAGAAAAUGUAAUUGAUGUGCCCUUGAGGGUGUAUCAUUUGUAACCUGUGAAAAAUCCACUAAACCCAAAAAAAAACCACAAGAAAUCAAACACGGUAUUAACACCAUUAACAAAUAUUCAUAACAAGUGUGUUGUGUGUGGUUAUUUGCAAACCAUAUGGUACAAACAAACAAAAAUUGCCAGGCCUUAUUUAAUUCUUAGUGUAUGUAAAUUGCUGUCCUUUGUAAGUAAACACAAACAAGUGUCCACUUUCUUCUGCUAAAGGUACACUAAAAAGUGCUCCACAUCAGUCUAUUACUGAGAACUAUUUUGCAUCUGGUGGAACGUUUGUUAACAGUGUGUGUAGAUUGGGCACCUCUGCUUGGUAGUCUUCAACUACGUCAUUCACUGCUCUCAGGUCAUGGACCAGUCUCCACUUCUGUUUGUCUGCUUUUAGUACUGGUAGCAGUGGCAUGUUACAGUCACUCUGGGUUUUAACCAGUACUCCUGCUUCUAGUUUUACUGGAACUGUCAUAGGUAUUAGCUGCGUUUGUCCCGGAAAUCCUACUGUCUUUGCAUAUCUACCUAACAUGGGGAGGUGAAAGGCAUAAUUUGGACAUACACAUGAGUAAGUUGCUCCAGUAUCCAUCAUCAUGGGUGUGCCUCUAUCAUUCAUCUGAACCUGCAGCAUAAGUUCUUCAUCAGCCUGCAUAGUUACUGCCACUAGCUGACCCUCCCCUCUAGGAUUCUCUUGGCAUCCCUAGUAUCCCUGAUUUGUUCCUCCCCACGGGUUCACUGGGCCCUGUGGAGCCCGUGUCUGAGACUGCCGCCAUGCAUCUGAGCUGGUGUCAUUUCUUUGCCAAUUACCCUGUUGUGGUUGUCUAGGCCACCACGGUUUGGUAGGACAAUUCCUUCUUGUAUGUCCUGAUUGAUUGCACCUCCAGCAGACACGUAGAGGUCUUCCUGGUCCACCAUUUUGGUAUGCCUGCUGCUGUGGUUGGUGCCCUUGAUUCCUGGGUCCAUUAUUUUUGUUUUGCCACUGUCCAGGGGAUUGUUGUGUGUACACAUUCACUACUGGUAUGGCAGGAGCUCUUUGUCCUUGCGGUUGAGGCGGUGGUUGUGAACCUCCCUGGAGAACAGGUGCCAUUGCGCCCUCCUCUGGCAGUACUGGAGUAAUCACUGGGGCUUGUGUUUUCUUUUUGUCCUUUCUUGUCAGCUCUUCCAGCUGCAUUUGUCUCAGUUUUCUGUGAAUGUCUCUUCCCUCUCUGUCAGUUUCUGUUCGUCCUUCCUGUAUUUCUCCACUGCGUGGAUAACAUGGUCGCAGAACUCUUUGUGUGACUUUGACGUUAGUCCCACCACAUCCUCCAGUCUGCUUCUGACAGGCGUUGGCAUUGCCUCCAUCAGUGAUGUCCUGAAUAGUGUUGUCAUCAGUGGAUCCCCCUCUGGGUCUUUUUCUGAUUCUUGUCGCCACCUCUUGAGCUGGUCCUCCAGGUAACCUGCCGGGUUUUCUUUAUCCCCCAAUGGCUCCCCUCUCAGUGCUUUAGGGUCUGUUUUGGCUGGAUACUCUAUUCUCAGAGUGUGCCAUAGUCCUGACCUAGUUCCUGUGGCUAUGUGUAUCAAGUCAUAGCGCACAAACAAGUAACAAUGUUAGCUCCGUUACUGCCCAUAUCUCCACACAGCUGUGCCCUUGGAAGAUAGUAAAAGACAGAAUGUACUGAAAAACUGUGGUCACUGAGGCUCUGUCUUAACCAUGUGACCAGGUUACUCAGAAGCAACGAGAAAUUGAAACAAUACAGGUCUAUCUGUUCCUCAGUUUAUCUCUAUCCCAUGUCCUUUACUACACACCCAGACCAGCUGCAGGGAGCUAGAGGGGACCCUCCUUAUGAAAAGCACAGCAUUGGUAGUUAAGAAAUGUCUCUACUAUUGUUAAGCAUAUUAAUUGUUAACUAUUAAUAUUAAACAAAUCAGGUAAAUACGUGUAUUCCCAAUCAACACACAGCUGUAUCUCAGCAGAAAACCUCCAUGUAUAUUUAUGUGUGUGUGUGCAGUAGCGGUGCUUAGGUAAAGUUUAUGGGAAGCCAAGCCAGUAAAAAAGCCAUAUUACAACCUAUGUUGUGAGAUUUGUGUUGUUUGCUCUUUAACCCAUUUGUUCAUACCCCACCGUGAUAUACAAUAAGGCCGUGACAACAGAAAGAGAACAGUCCCACAUUGGCGGAAUGAAUUAAACUACAGAUACGUUUGUUUCAUCUCAAAACCGGAGAGCAACAUCUGUCCGGUGAAGUCCACAAAGCAAAUAUUGCAUGUAACAAACAGUUAUAUCACCUGUAACAUGGUCAAGCAAGUUCAUGUUUUCGACAGUUUACUAAACAACUACUGAUUUACAGUGCCUUCGGAAAGUAUUCAGACCCCUUGACUUUUUCCACAUUUUGUUACGUUACAACCCUAUUCUAAAAUGGAUAAAAAUAUAAAAUACCCCAUAAUGACAAAGGGAAAACAGGUUUUUAGAAAUCUUAGCAAAUGUAUUAAAAAUAAAAAACAAAAAUACCUUAUUUACAUAAGUAUUAAGACCCUUUGCUAUUAGACUCUAAAUUGAGCUCAGGUGCAACCUGUUUCCAUCCAUCAUCCUUGUAGAUGUUCCUACAACUUGAUUGGAGUCCACCAGUGGUAAAUUCAAUUGAUUGGACAUGAUUUGGAAAGGCACACAACUGUCUAUAAAUGGUCCCACAGUUGACAGUGCAUGUCACAGCAACAUCCAAGCCAUGAGGUCGAAGGAAUUGUCCGUAGAGCUCUGAGACAGGAUUGUGUCGAGGCACAGAUCUGGGCAUUGAAGGUCCCCAAGAAGACAGUGCCCUCCAGCAUUCUUAAAUGGAAGAAGUUUGGAACCACCAGGACUCUUCCUAGAGCUGGCCGCCCGGCCAAACUGAGCAAUCGGGGAAGAAGGGCCUUGGUCAGGGAGGUGACCAAGAACCCGAUGGUCACUCUGACAGAGCUCUAGAGUUCCUCUGUGGAGAUGGGAGAACAUUCCAGAAGGACAAACAUCUCUGCAGUACUCCACCAAUCAGGCCUUUAUGGUAGAGUAGCCAGACGGAAGCCACUCCUCAGUAAAAGGCACAUGACAGGCCGCUUGGAGUUUGCCAAAAGGCACCUAAAGACUCUAAGACCAUGAGAAACCAGAUUAUCUGGUCUGAUGAAACCAAGAUUGAACUCUUUGGCCUGAAUGCAUCACGUCUGGAGGAAACCUGGCACCAUCCCUAUGGUGGUGGCAGCAUUAUGCUGUGGGGAUUUUUUGCAACGGCAGGGACUGGGAAACUAGUCAGGAUCGAGGGAAAGAUGAACAGAGCAAAGUACAGAGAGAUCCUUGAUUAAAACUUGCUCCAGGGCGCUCAGGACCUCAGACUGGGACGAAGGUUCAGCUUCCAACAGGACAACGACCCUAAGCACACAGCCAAGACAACGCAGGAGUGGCUUUGGGACAAGUCUCUGAAUGUCCUUGAGUGGCCCAGCCUGAACCUGAUCAAACAUCUCUGGAGAGACCUGAAAAUAGCUGUGCAGCAAGAGGAUCCGCAGAGAAGAAUGGGAGAAACUCCCCAAAUACAGGUGUGCCAAGCUUGUAGCGUCAUACCCAAGAAGACUCGAGACUGUAGUCGCUGCCAAAGGUCCAGGGUCUGAAAACAUAUGUUAAUAUGAUUUUUCCUGGGGUUUUUAAAAUGAUAAAUUAGCAAACAUUUCUAAAAACCUGUUUUUGCUUUGUAAUAAUGGGGUAUUGUGUGUAAAUUGAUGUGGGGGAGAAAAUGCUUGCUAGCCUAACUUACUUGCAUGGGCAACAAUCAACCAGCAAAGUUAACUAGCUAGUUAACGUGAGCCUACUAGACUACAUAUUUAACUUCAAUCAUCUCAGGCCAGUGUCACAAUAUAUGAAUUUAUGGUUAGAUCAGAAUCACUGUCAUAAUCAUUGGCCUGUACAGAGAAUGAAGUCAAAACCACAAGUCCAAAUCCACAUCUCCAUUAAUGGCUUAGGAAUAGGCCGAUUUAGCAAGCUAGCUACUGCAGGACAUCAACACAAGCAGACCAGAAACAGACAAGUUUUUCUGACAAUUAUUAUGUUUAGCUUAGGAUGUGAUUUGAUUAUUGUGAAGCCAAAUCCAAACUGACCUCUCUUGGGGGGCGAUUUGCUGCGCCAGGACAUCCCACAGUUGAGCUCAGCUCAACGCUGAUUGGCUGAUAAUUGUAUACUUUUUUUAUCAAGGGAGGCCAAAUGCUUGCUGGCAUCAAUCGAUCAAAUGCUACGGCGGCAACAUUUCAUACUCUUUUGUUCCAGACAGCAUCAGAUACAUGAGCCACACAUACUGAGACAGAGGGGGCUCUGUUUCCCUCGCUAGGAGGAUUUCACCGGUGAGAUUCAGCCACUUGCAAAUUGACAGAAAAAUAUGAAAACACAGAGAGACUAAAUAUAUAUAUAUAUUUUUUUAAUCAAAUAUUUGAGGAAGCUUGGCUUCCCUUGGCAACCAUGAAUACAUGCCACUGUGUGUGUGUGUGUGUAUGUGUGUGUGUGUGUGUGUGUGUGUACGUAUAUAGGAUCUUAAUUUGGUCACCCUGUUGCAGAAGAACUUCCCUGCAAUGCACGAAAUGUAAAACUUGUAGUGUAUCAGAGGUUUAAAAAGGAUACUGAAGUUUGUAAUUUCCACUUUAACAUUUCAAAUUUGCAUCAUUCACAUUUCCUGUUGCUGCGGGAUUAUUUUCCUGCUGUAGCGAACUGGCUCAAAUUAAGAUCCUACAUCUGUGUCCAUGCAUGUGUGAUUAGACCAAAAAAUUAAUCAAUGCUGAAAGUUUCUUUCCCUUUAGGUGGUGAACGUGCUGAAUGACCUGUACACGUACUUUGACAAUAUCAUCGACCACCACGAUGUUUACAAGGUAGUCCAACAAUCUACAGAUGUAGGAUCUUAAUUUGAUCACUCUUUUGUUGCUGAGAAAAUGCAAACUUGUAGUGUAUUUGAGUUUUAAAAGGUUGUCUAAAGUUUGUAUUUCCACUUGGAAAUUUCAGACUUGAUUUCCCCUAAUGAAAAAUGUAUCAAUCCCUACAAAAAUGUCCAUUAAUUAUAAUCCACAUAUUAAUUCACAUUUGCUCAAAUUAAGAUCCUACAUCUGUAUUGCUUGUUAUAUUACACUGUAUUGAUACUGUAUUCAAUUAACGUUAAAUAUUUUCUAUUGUUGAAAUUUUAACAAAAAGACAUCUACCUGUAUAGCACAGGAGGUUUGUGGCUCCUUAAUUGGGGAGAACGGGCUCGUAGUAAUGACUGGAGCGGAAUUCUGGAAUGGUAUCAAAUACAUCAAACACAUGGUUUCCAUGUGUUUGAUGCCAUUCCAUUGCUCCAUUCCGGACAUUGUUAUGAGCCGUUCUCCCCUCAGCAGCCUCCUGUGAUGUAUAGAUUAGAAAUGUACUGUUCAAUGUGUGUAAUGUUGUAUGCAUGUUAUAUGUCUGUUUUUACCUUUUUACCUUGUAAGCCAGAGCGCCGAAGUCUAAUUGGCAUUUUGUGACAAUAUAAUUAUCUUAUCUCCUUGAUCUGAGUGGGAUCGACAUCGACUACUGUACCAACAAAAUGGAUGACCUGUACCAUCCUCUUUUUCAGGUGGAGACCAUUGGCGAUGCAUACAUGGUGGUAUCUGGCCUGCCCAUUAGGAACGGGGACGACCAUGCCAAGGAGAUUGCCCGCAUGUCUCUGGCAGUGGUGCGGGGCAUGAGACAGUACAACAGUCCACACGUGCCCCAGCAGCAACUCAAAGUCCGCAUUGGACUCCACUCAGGUACAAAGCAAUCCUUAACUAAGAUAAACUGUAGUCUUAAGGACAAGAAACAUUAUAACGAACAUCGGCCGUCCGCAGUAGAUCGCCUGCUGGGUUUUGAUGAACGGUGGCAAUUCAUCAUGUAGAAUCGUUGGGAAAUGAACAGGAAACGGCGGCUGAUGUUCUGUGGUCAGAGGCGAUAGGACGGCCAACCGCUUUUAACCGUUCGUCAACACGGCCUGUUUUGGCCUUUAAAAUCUGUCUCUCAGGUCCAUGUGUGGCUGGUGUAGUGGGACUGAAGAUGCCCCGGUUCUGUUUGUUCGGAGACACAGUUAACACUGCCUCACGGAUGGAGUCACAUGGCUCACGUAAGCUCACAUCACUACUUUCUAUACUCUCAAAAUGUCUCCCUUCAUUCGAAAUGUCUUCAAUGGAAAUAUGCAAAUCACAUACAAAUGAAGGCUUUUAGCCGUUAAAGCUGGAGUGCCUUCACUGCCUCGAAUGAAAUAUAUAUAUUUUAUUUUAUUGCCAAAAGGAAUUGUAUUUUUUUUAUUGCCUUUCAUCCAAAGUGCACCCUUCCUAAUACUCUGAUAAUAAACAAUGUAAGCUACAGUAAGUAGCACUCCCACUAGCACCAACCAUUCUCUUCAGUAUUCAUUAUGUCUCUACUGUUCUCAAAGGUUCUUGAAACCACUGCAUUCAGAAUUGGUGCGUUAACCAAAAUCAAAACAUACGACUCCGUGUAGAGGGUCGGCACUCCAAAAAGAGAGUGGUUAUUUGAUGCUAUUUAUUCAUUUCAGAGGCAACAAGAGUAAAACAAACAUGUUGAUAGUGUUUACUGUCCUCUUCAGCAUUGAAGAUCCAUGUGAGCAGCUCCACCAAAGCUCUCCUGGACACAUUUAGGACGUUCCGCUGUGAUCUGAGAGGAGACAUCCACAUGAAG
Molecule: messenger RNA, 9749 nt
Organism: Coregonus sp. 'balchen'
Lineage: Eukaryota; Metazoa; Chordata; Actinopteri; Salmoniformes; Salmonidae
Source: the annotation of a GenBank genome assembly